CUGGGUGUCAUGGCGGACGUAAGGUGUAUAUGUCGUCUGCUCAUUGCAGUUCUUAGCGGGAUUUUAUUUCUGAUGUCGGCUGAAACUGGUCUGACGAUGUUCCAUUGACUUCCUUGUUCAUCUGUUGACUGGGUGUCAUGGCGGCUGACGUACAAUGGAUUGUUCGUCUGCUUGUAGGAAUUAUUGGUGGAGUUUCCCCCCUGCUGUCGGCUAAAAGUGGUGACCUGGAAAUAAUAGCCAAUGUAUCAUGGGGAGAAGCAUUGCACCAGUGUGGUGCUCGUGGUAGAAGACUUUACACUGCUACUGAUCCUGAGCCGCAACAAAAUGUCGGACCUGGUUAUUACUGGGUUGGUGCAAAAAUCCAGUAUAGUUCAUGGAUGUGGACAGAAAACAACGAGUCGUUGUUUCCUUACAUAGGACAAGUAAAUGCUUCACGAAUUGUGUCCAACAAAAGUAAUACAUACGACAUUCCCUACGACAAUCAAGCGAGUCGCUGUUUCUACCAGUGUCAAACCAAAAACCCAAAAUAUAUUGGAAUGCAGGAAUCGAACCUACAGCACCGAUUCGUGAAAUAUUUGACAGCCAGUGACCUUACCCACUCGGCCAACCAACAGUUCCACUAA
Gigantopelta aegis is the source of this 623-nucleotide messenger RNA. RefSeq lists its product as uncharacterized. The record is from RefSeq and is a predicted model, not a curated record. The coding region runs from base 138 to 623 and encodes 161 amino acids. The transcript is spliced from 5 exons. Lineage: Eukaryota; Metazoa; Mollusca; Gastropoda; Neomphalida; Peltospiridae.